Puma concolor (puma) is the source of this 906-nucleotide messenger RNA. RefSeq names its product protein lifeguard 1-like. NCBI's taxonomy places the organism in Eukaryota, Metazoa, Chordata, Mammalia, Carnivora, Felidae. Gene Ontology annotation, cellular component: membrane. The record is from RefSeq and is a predicted model, not a curated record.
AUGGACUUGGACGUCAGUGAACCAAUAGACUUUAGUUCUGGAGAUCAUCAGCGUCUGGUUCGGAAAGCAGUAGAUAGUAACGUCCAGACCAAGUCUAGUGCCUCCACAAGUUCACCUUCAUCUGAGCCACAAAGAAAUCAUGGAGAACCACAUGCAAAGACUAGAGAGCCCAUGGAUAGCUAUGUGGUACAGAUUUCAGAGGAUACCACCCCAGGGUUCAGCAAUACUUUAAGCCAUCCGUUCUCAGAUUCAUCAAUCCGCAGAGCUUUCAUUAUAAAAGUGUUCCUGAUCCUGUCGGCUCAGUUGGUGGUCACUGGGGCGAUUAUCAGCGUGUUUAUUUUCUGGAAGGGUUUAAAAGCUUGGGUGCUCAUGAAUGCCUGGUUCACCUAUGCAAUCUUGCCAGCAUUUUUUGGUGUACUUAUUGUAUUUGCUUGUUGUGGGAAUCUCCAGCGUCAGGUGCCUGUGAAUUACAUUCUCCUGGGAGUAUUUACAGUUCUUCAAGGUCUGCUGCUGGGAGCCGUUUCAGUUUUCUGUAAUGCAGAGGAAGUGCUGUGGGCAACAGCAGCGACUGCUCUGGUGACAUUAUCGCUCACUUUAUUUGCUCUUCAAACAAAAUGGGAUUUCACCAUGCUAAAUGGGAUGCUGUUCGUUUUUCUCUUCGUACUGUUCAUCUAUGGAAUUUUCUUCCUCUUCAUACGCUCAUAUUGGUUGCACCUAUUGUAUGCUGGACUUGGAACUGUACUCUUCUCACUUUACUUGGUGAUGGAUGUGCAGCUCAUGGUGGGAGGGCGCCACCAUCACUCUGACCUGCACCCCGAGGAGUAUGUUUUUGCUGCCCUGAACAUCUACUUGGACAUAAUCAACCUUUUCCUUUUUAUUUUGGAACUGAUUGGACUGGCACGGUAG